UAAUCAGCCAGUUGGAAGCAGAAAAGUGAAUUGCAUUUGCUUUAGAAGCAAUGGAACGUUGGGUGAAUCGAGUUGCUGUAGUCACAGGUGCCAGUUCUGGGAUUGGCGCUGCUGUUGUCAAAUAUCUUGCGAAUAACGGAUUGGUUACCGUCGGCCUAGCACGACGCAAGGAGCGUGUCGAAGCACUGCGCGAUGAAGUUAACUCUGAGGCACGUAAACGCAUUCACGCCAUUCAGUGUGAUGUGCAAAGUGAGGAGCAAGUAAAAGCCGUUUUCAAGCAGAUCGAGAAAACAAUUGGGCCAGUUGCUGUGUUGGUCAAUAACGCGGGCGUCCUACGAUCCACCACAUUACUGGAAGAAGGCAACUCACAAGAUGUACGAGAUGUCGUCGAGACAAAUAUUAUGGGUGUGGUUUACUGUACACGAGAGGCCUUUCGCUCGAUGAAGGCAAAUGGUGGAGAUGGGCAUAUUUUCUUGAUUAAUAGCAUACUUGGUCAUGUGGUUCCAUUAGUACCGAACGCUACCUUAAAUAUUUAUCCGCCUUCAAAAUAUGCAAUCACCGCAAUGACAGAAGUUUAUCGUCAAGAGCUUUUAAAUCAAAAAACAAAUAUAAAAAUUACUAGCAUCAGUCCUGGUGCUGUGGACACUGAUAUGCUGAACCAUGGCAUACAUGCAGUGAUGCCAGAUUUGCCAUGCCUUAAGUCGGACGACAUUGCAGAUGCAUUGGUUUAUUGCCUCCAAACGCCGCCACAUGUGCAAAUCCAUGAACUGAUCAUCAAACCUGUUGGUGAAAAGGCAUGAAUAGCUCAUAUACACAUGCAUAUGUACGUUUGUACGUUUACUUGAAUCUAACAUAACAGCACUCUGUUGGUGCUUAAUAAAAAUCAUGAAUAAAUUUGACAACUUUGAAAUUAAA
Molecule: messenger RNA, 915 nt
Organism: Anastrepha obliqua
Lineage: Eukaryota; Metazoa; Arthropoda; Insecta; Diptera; Tephritidae
Product: farnesol dehydrogenase-like
Exons: 2
Coding region: 51-800 (249 amino acids)
Source: RefSeq, a predicted model, not a curated record